Molecule: messenger RNA, 1881 nt
Organism: Glarea lozoyensis ATCC 20868
Lineage: Eukaryota; Fungi; Ascomycota; Leotiomycetes; Helotiales; Helotiaceae
Exons: 1
Coding region: 1-1881 (626 amino acids)
Source: RefSeq, a predicted model, not a curated record
AUGGCGUACUCGGUUUUGAAAGCUCAGUACAUCAGAGUGCUAAUACUUGAACCGAGUGCCCAAGAUGACUCUGUCAUAACCUGCUCACUCGCGCCACUGUCAUUGUCAGAAAUUGCCAGGCCUCAGUACGAAGCGCUGUCGUACGUUUGGGGCGAGGCAGCUGAGCGGAAUGAGAUACUACUUGACGGUAAAUUAACGUCAAUCACUCGAAAUCUCUGGACAGCAUUGAAGUACAUCCGCCAGACGGACGCUUCUCGAACCCUUUGGAUAGAUGCAAUAUGCAUCAACCAAAAUGAUAUAAAUGAGCGUAAUGAGCAAGUCAGGCAGAUGGGCCGAAUCUACUCUCAAGCGUCGUGCGUUCUCAUUUGGCUUGGACCCCCAGAUGCUGAGAUUGAAAACACUAUGUUGGCCCUCCAGAUCGAAGGUGCUUUAGAAGGUCGACAAUACGAGCAGUUUCCCAAAGAUAUAGCGCUUGGACUUCAGAGGAUUCUGUCGCGGCCGUGGUGGCAUCGUAUAUGGGUAAUACAGGAACAUGUGCUUGCCAAUGCAGAUGCGAUAGUUGGGUGUGGACAUACAUGGCUCGGAUGGACGCAGCUCUCGAGUGCAUUGCUAGAUUAUUCUCGUCGUAAGAUGGAUGAAAGUGGGACCUUCAUACACGACGCAUCUUCGACGUGGGUAGCGGAUCCAUUUGCGAUUAUACGGCAUGUAUCUCUCAGGAAGCAAUGGAAUGACAAAGAUAACUCUUCCGAAACGAGUAGAACGCUCGCUGAUAUAGUGGAGCGUACGAGAGGAUAUCAAGCCACCGAUAAGCGUGAUCAAGUGUUCGCCAUUAGGGAUCUAUUGCGCGAAGAGGAUAAAGAGCGAUUCCCAGCUCCAAACUACGCGAGGUCGGCCAGCGAAGUCUAUCAAGAAGCCACAAUUGCCUUCAUCCAGAGCAGCAAAAAUCUUGCCUUCUUACUCCAUGCUGUUGAAAAAGACGAUGUGGAACUUGGAUUGCCAUCCUGGUGCGUGGACUUCUCCAAACGAUUAUGGGACUGGGGCACUUAUGGAAAUGUCGGAGGUUAUGAUUUGGGCGGAUGCGAUGAAAGUGAGGGAACUCGAAAUUAUAUGAGCGUGCUCUCCCACAACAUAUCUGUAGGCACAUUGAAGGUGUUGGGAGGCGUUCUUGGACAAGUCAUCAUGUCAAGGCCGCUCAUUCCCCCCUCAGCCUGGGAUCAAAGCCAGAUCACGUUCGUAGGCGAUGGCCAACCUCACCCUUCGAUAGAGGUAAAAGCCAGAAAUCUCUGGGUAGUCACGCAGCUCAUAAAGGAGGUCCUUUAUCAGAGCGCAAUUUCGUUCAAAAUUUGGGAACGUCAGCAUGGCGUGCAAACAGCAAAAGAGCGACUAGCUGCUGGGGAGGUCUGGGAGAUAGUUUUUGGAGGUGGCAUACUCUUCAAUAUUGUCGACGCCGUUUGUGCCCACGCCGGGAUUGAACAAGUGGAUGGCGAUGAUAGACCUUAUGAGUAUUGGGUCAUUGAGGCCUUUGUCCGGAUGGCUUACCCGUGGUAUACUGAUACUAUCGUAAAGAUGGGCUUCCUCUACCCGACACCUGAGCUUCCAGACAGCCCCAGGCUGAGAAGGGCACUGUGGGAAACUUUAAUGCUGAUGACGCAAGUCAGUAAUGACAAGUGGUGGUUUGGAACCGAGACGGGUUAUGUCGGCCGUGUAGAGCGCGAGGUCAAAGAGGGCGAUCAACUUUGCACAAUUUUCGGCUGCAGACAACCUCUUGUGCUUAGGCCAUGCGACGGCGGUUCUCAAUUGAUCGCUGUACCUUAUUCUAAAGACUUUAAUGACCAGUCACGUAAGUCCGAGGUCAAGCGAGAGGUUUUUACUCUUCGAUAA